Molecule: messenger RNA, 1293 nt
Organism: Dufourea novaeangliae
Lineage: Eukaryota; Metazoa; Arthropoda; Insecta; Hymenoptera; Halictidae
Exons: 6
Biological process (GO): spermidine biosynthetic process
Cellular component (GO): cytosol
Molecular function (GO): spermidine synthase activity
Source: RefSeq, a predicted model, not a curated record
AGUUGGUAGGCCCUGCCGAAUAUACGGUCGAAGGUUCCCGUAGGGACCUUCGGGUGAUGUGCGUGAGUGAGAAGGUUGAAAAAGAGUCACAGAGGGUGAGGGCGCGGCAUGCGAAGUGCGACGAGAGCGGGCAACAGCAAAAUUUUCAGUUCCAAUAUCACGGAAGGAGGGCUCCGGUACGACUAACGACGGGGAAGAUGGACAUGAUGAAUCCUGGCUGGUUCAGCGAAAUCAGUGACCUGUGGCCAGGUGUCUCGUUGUCCCUCGAGGUUGUCAAAAUACUGCAUCGGGAACGGUCUCCGUAUCAAGACGUAAUGGUGCUUGAAACGAGAUCACAUGGAAGGGCUUUAAUCUUAGAUGGUAUUAUACAAUGUACAGAAAAGGAUGAAUUUUCGUACCAGGAGGCAAUUGCUUUUCUACCAUUGUGUAGUCAUCCAAAUCCAAAAACUGUUUUGAUCGUUGGGGGUGGAGACGGCGGGGUUGCUCGGGAGGUGGCAAAGCACCCUGAUGUCGAAAGAAUCGUACAAGUAGAAAUCGACGCGAAAGUACUAGAAGUAUCUAGGAAAUAUUUGCCUGUGAUGGGCGCAGGUCUUGAUCACCCAAAGGUCACCCUUAACGUGGGCGAUGGUUUCGAAUUUUUGAAACAACACAAAGGAGAAUUCGACGUCAUCAUUACAGACAGCAGUGACCCCGUUGUUGCUAAGGAAUAUAAUCUUAAAAGGCACUAUGACACAAAUCAUAAAACAAACUAUGACCAAUACGUUGCAAAACUUCGUGAAGACAAAUUGUCGGAAUUGAAAUCAAUUCUUCAAAAACAACAAAGUGUAUUCACGAAAUGUGUUGAAGACAAUACAGCUGCUGUAAAAGUUAGUUAUAUAUUAUCACAUUUAAUCGCAAGCAGAUCGAAAUCAUUUACUGAAGGGGAAUUUAUUACUAGCAGAAUUGACGAAAUAGCCGAGAAUUUGAGAAAUCAGCAUAAUUCAACAAUAUCAACAUUUCAAGCCUACUCUAUUGCAAUUGAUGAAAGUACAGAUAUUCGAAAUAUCGCUCAGCUGGCCGUUUUUAUUCGCGGAUGCGAUGUUAAUUUAAAAAUAAGUGAGGAACUUUUGGAAAUCAUUCCUAUGCAUAAUACAACCACUGGAGCUGAUAUUUUUGAUGCACUUAUGGAAGUUUUGAAGAAGUAUAAGUUACCAUUGGAAAAGUUCGUUUGUCUUGCAACUGAUGGUGCACCUACCAUGACCAGUAUUACUAAAGGAGUUGUUGCAAGGUUAAAAGAAACAUGCAAACAGCAUG